Talaromyces marneffei is the source of this 1596-nucleotide messenger RNA. RefSeq lists its product as uncharacterized. The record is from RefSeq and is a predicted model, not a curated record. Lineage: Eukaryota; Fungi; Ascomycota; Eurotiomycetes; Eurotiales; Trichocomaceae. The coding region runs from base 1 to 1596 and encodes 531 amino acids. The transcript is spliced from 2 exons.
AUGUCUGCUGCUCCUCCAGCAGCUCCUCCACCUGUUGGAGACCCAGGUCUCAACGGCCAUGCUCCCGGCCACAACAUGAAUCUGCCUCGAUUCCAUCCCAUAGCCAUUAAUCCAAACGGACCUGGCUCGACACCUUCAGGACCACCACCAUACCAUCGUCCAUAUGGAUCUCCGUAUCAGGAUCAUCCGCCACCUCAUCAACACUCUACUGGUUCCCUUCCACCUCCUCUUCCACCAGCUCCUGCGCCCCACCAAUACCAACAGCAUCAGCACCAACAUCUUCAGCCUCAGUCAGCACCGCCAUCGCAGCAACAUCAACAACAACAACAACAAAAUCCUCAACAACAUACACAACAACCAGGACCGCCUUCUCGUCCCCCGUCUCAUCCACCUAUACUCCCUGUUCCAAUGACAUCCCAGUUGGACCAGAUCGAGGCUCGGUUACGGCAGAUUGAACAAGAAGAGGGUAGUCGUGCGGCAGCUCGGGCCCAUAUGCUUGCUAUGAGAAGACGGGAAGACGAAGAGUUUCGUAUGGUGACUGAGAGAGCCGAGGCUGAAGAAGAGGAAUUGCGACGACGGAGAAAAAGACUAAAAAGGGAAUCCAUGGGCUUGCUGGACGGUCAGAUGGAGUCACCGCCUGCACCAGCACCGCGACGUUUAUCAGAAACAAGUGCUGCCACAACAUUAGCGUUUUUCAAACAACAGACCCCCCCUGAGCCACGGCCAUCAGAUCUGAGGGCACCGCCACCACACCAACACCAACACCAACAACAAUCCCAUAACCCAUCACCUCCUACAAUCAGUCAACAACCCACGCCAAUGGCCCCAGCCCCAAGUACCUCAAUCAUGUCAAAUCCACACGGCAACACAUUCCGAAAGAAGCAAAAGUACACCAUCAAAAAUGCAGAGGCCUGGGGCGAGCGACAUGGUCGACCCGCAACCUACGAUGCAGAGGGUCGAGCACUGUGGAAACGUCCCUCGGACGGCCGACUCGUGUACCUCGACUGUCCGGCCCCAGACUGCGGCAAAUCCGAUUUCGUCACCUUGCACGGAUUCAUGUGCCAUUUGACCAAAAAGCACAAAGACCGUACACUGGGUAGUCAAUCUCGUGCGUUGGAAGUUUGUGGGACUGUCUAUGACCCUAAUGCGCCGCGGCCACAACGACCCAGCUUGAAAAGAGAUUCGUCGGGGAAUAGUCGUGGAGGAUCGGUGCAUACGGAACCCGACGUGGACGAAGAGGAGGAUGCAUAUUCGACAUCGGCAUCUGAUAUCCAUGAUGAUCAUAAUACCAAUCAACUUAAUCAUCUUAAUAAUGGCCUAUCGCUGCGGGAGAAUACUGUGAAAAAGGAGGAGACAGGUAGUCCGGUUACAUCUGCGUCUGCCGUUGUCGAACAACCGUCUUCGAAUAAGGCCAGCAUCGCAUCCAUGAUUGACGGUGAUGUCACAAACGAUCACUGGGCGAAGAAGUCCUCCAUCCCAGACGGUUCUGAUACCGCAGCACCGGCACUAACAGAGAAUGAGUCUGUAAUAGCCACCACCACUGCCGAAGACGCAGCGGCGGCGGCAGUCCUGGCUGGGCGGACGAUUCAGGUCUAA